AUCAAAAAAUUUGUAGAUCAACAACCAGAAAAAAUAGUAAAAUAUGCAAUUCUCAAUUAUACUCUUGUCUGAGAUAUUUAUUCUUCUGCAUGUUUUUGUUCAUGUGGCAUCCAAGAGUGUUGUACCAAUUUUAUCUUUGAAUCCAAAAACUAAACAGCUUUCCAAUAAAACAGUAAAUGGAGAACUCAAGUUCCUCCCAUUCAUAAUGCUGAUAGACAAGGAUAAAGAUACAAGCGAAUAUUGGCGUGAGACGGAGAUACUGUCGCUAAUAAGGAAUGACGAGUCUGAUAUCGAUUAUGACAAAUGUGAUCAGACACCGACCAGUUACUUGGUGCAAUUAGCCAGCAGAAGAACUGUGAGGCCAAUUUGUAGGAGCAGAUUAGAUUAUCAACUAUGUCCACAAUGCCCUCAUUUCAGUAAUCAUACGGAAUGUGAGCUAUUUAGAGAUUCUUGCAGGGAGAGGAAGGUCCAUCCAUCGGAGUAUCGUACGUACUGCGACAGAAAGUAUGGAAAAUGGCGCGCGAUGUUCUUGCCAGCCGAUUACUCGCAAUGUCGAUGUUGUGAUGAAUGCAUAUUUUAUAGAGAAUUAGAUCAGUCUUGUAUGCAAGACGAAUACAAUUUUGAUACUGAAGAGUUUCUGCCCGUAACUACUAUAGAUUUCAGAGCCGGCUGCAACCCUUACUGGGGUCACCCAGACCAGGAAUUAAAAGCUCUCCGCUGUGACGACAAUUUGCGUAGAUGCGUGCCUGUAACCAUGCCGUCAUUGGCCAGUAACUCAUUAAAUCUGCGUCGUAAUUUUCGAUACGAGCCCGCGAGCGACGGUAGCGAUUGUCCAGUGUCCUGCCGAGGGUAUGAAUGCAGGAGUGGAUUCGUUCAAGAGACCGAGUGCGUAAAGGGGGCAUUUCUCCCUGAUAAGGAACAAUGCAACUGCUGUGGAAGCUGCAGCGCAUAUCAACAGUUGAAUCAAAAAUGCGCCGAAUUUAAGAAGACAGUUCACCUAGUAAAUGGUUCCAAAGAAAUUGAGGUAGAAGAAGAGUUCUUGGAACCAGGUUGUGACGAUGGACUGGUGUGUCGACAAGGUCGCUGUCAGGAUAUUCAUACGGUGCAAACCACAGCGGGAGGUCGUUGGAAGAGGGACGAGGAUUCUAUGAGUUUUAAUGAGCCUUGCAAACUCGAACUGAAGUAUUUCAAGAAGAAAUAUGGCGUAGACGGUCACUUGCACUACGAUGCACCGCAAUGUACUCCGUUAUGGCUGUAUGCUCCUGUGCAGUGUCGCCGUUUUGUCUGCUACUGCGCUUUGGAAGAUGGUACCUUCAUUCAGGGAAUAAAAGUGCCACGAGUCGAAGUAUCCAACAUGAACUGUGAUUGUGUCCGCGAGAAAUGCCGCACGAAGUCCAACGUGGAAUGUGACGGCUACGGGAAUUACAAGGAGGCUCUAUUCGUACCCCACAUUGAUGAGUGGGGCGAGUUGCGAGACUAUGACGAAGGUUCUACUUUUUCGGAGAACCGUUCUGCUAGAGAUGUAGAUCAAACGACAAUAGAUGUGACACAAGCUGUUUAAGUUCAUAUGCAACCAAGGAACUUUUUAUCCGUGGGCAAAAUUUCCUUUUGUAUGUCAGAGUUAAAAGUUUGCUCAGACUUUUAACUCUGACGAGAGAGUGACGUACCUUUUGGUACGAUCAUAAACGCUAUAAUGCAAUCCGACAUUUUUAAGAUUUGCACAAAGGGUCG
Molecule: messenger RNA, 1731 nt
Organism: Galleria mellonella (greater wax moth)
Lineage: Eukaryota; Metazoa; Arthropoda; Insecta; Lepidoptera; Pyralidae
Exons: 14
Coding region: 44-1561 (505 amino acids)
Source: RefSeq, a predicted model, not a curated record